Messenger RNA from Alternaria alternata, 1008 nucleotides. RefSeq names its product Phosphoribosylformimino-5-aminoimidazole carboxamide ribotide isomerase. Gene Ontology annotation, molecular function: 1-(5-phosphoribosyl)-5-[(5-phosphoribosylamino)methylideneamino]imidazole-4-carboxamide isomerase activity. Lineage: Eukaryota; Fungi; Ascomycota; Dothideomycetes; Pleosporales; Pleosporaceae. The transcript has 3 exons. The record is from RefSeq and is a predicted model, not a curated record. Gene Ontology annotation, cellular component: cytoplasm. Gene Ontology annotation, biological process: L-tryptophan biosynthetic process; L-histidine biosynthetic process. The coding region runs from base 64 to 840 and encodes 258 amino acids.
CCUUCACUCAACCCCUCCCCCGCAGCAUCCUUCUACACGCAUCACAAUCCCGUAGACCACACAAUGACGCGUUUUCGUCCCUGUAUAGACCUGCACGCCGGAAGCGUCAAGCAGAUCGUCGGUGGCACGCUCAACACCACAACCCCCGACGUCCUGAAGACAAACUGGACCUCGGAACAUCCAUCCGCCUUCUACGCUGACCUGUACAAACAACAUGGCUUGACAGGCGCACACGUUAUAAUGCUCGGUCCUGGAAACGACCAAGCAGCUCAAGACGCAUUGGAAGCAUGGAAGGGUGGCAUGCAAGUCGGUGGAGGAAUCACAGAGAAGAAUGCAGCCGAGUGGAUCGAGAGAGGUGCGGAUAAGGUGAUCAUAACGUCGUACCUCUUUCCCUCGUCUACCUUUUCCAUGGACCGCCUGCAAGCCGUCCUCCAAGCCAUUGGCAACGAUAAAACUAAACUCGUCAUUGAUCUUUCGUGCCGAAGGAAAGACGACAAAUGGUUCGUUGCGACGAACAAGUGGCAGACUAUCACCGAAUUUGAGCUGAACCAGGAAUCCAUAUCCCUCCUUGAACCGCACUGCUGCGAAUUCCUCAUCCACGCCGCCGAUGUCGAAGGUCUACAACGCGGUAUCGAUCACGAACUCGUCACUAAGCUAGCAGAGUGGUGCAGCAUACCCGUCACAUAUGCCGGUGGAGGUCGUUCACUCGAAGACCUAGAGUUGGUGAAGAAAUUGAGCAAGGGCAAGGUUGACCUGACCAUCGGUAGCGCCUUGGAUAUCUUUGGCGGGUCAGGCGUCAAGUUCCAAGAUUGCGUCAAGUGGAAUGCGGAGCAAGCAUGAAUGACAAGACUAUGUCAUGUAUCGCACAACACAUCGAACAAAUCAGAACAAGUGCAAACUAUUGCAUUUCUUCCUUCUCUUCGAACAUCAAAUUGCCUUUUUUUUAUCAAAGGCGAGCUAAAGCUAAGCUCGCUCUAGCUACAGUAGCCAUGCAUGCAUCAAACUCCC